GCGCCGAUGGUGGCCGGCCAUUCGCUGCUCUCUUGCCCCCCCUGCCGACAGGAGGGGCCCUCGCCCGGAGCACGUUGGCUCACACAAAAGGCUAGUCUUUCUUGAGGAGUCUCGCUGUGCAAACCCCCAUAAAAUUGGUUUUUAAAAAACCAAGUUUCUCUUUUGCACCAUGAUGACCCGUUUCACCCCUGAAAACCACCGUCUGAGGCUGAGUGACGGAAACAGCAUCCCGGUCAUUGGACUUGGGACCUACGCUGAUCCCAAAAAGACCCCAAAAGGCACAUGUGCCGAAGCUGUGAAAAGAGCCAUUGAUGCAGGUUACCGCCACAUUGACGGGGCUUUCGUGUAUUUUAAUGAACAUGAAGUUGGGCAGGCCAUCCGGGAGAAAAUUGCUGAAGGAACGAUCAAGCGUGAAGACAUAUUUUACUGUGGCAAAUUAUGGAACACAUGUCACCCACCAGAACUGGUGCGCCCGACACUGGAGAACACGCUAAAGAUCUUGCAGCUGGACUACGUUGAUCUUUACAUUAUUGAGUUGCCAAUGGCUUUUAAGCCUGGAGCAGUCAUUUAUCCUAGGGAUGAAAAUGGGAAAUGGCUAUACCAUGAAACCGACUUGAGUGCCACUUGGGAGGCUCUGGAAGAAUGUAAAGAUGCGGGGCUGGUAAAAUCCAUUGGUGUGUCGAACUUCAACCGUAGGCAACUGGAGAUGAUUCUGAACAAGCCAGGCCUUAAGCACAAACCUGUCAGCAACCAGGUUGAGUGCCACCCAUAUUUUACCCAACCCAAACUGUCAGAGUUUUGCAAAGAGCAUGACAUCAUCCUUGUUGGGUACAGCCCACUAGGAACAUCGAGGGAUGAAAUGUGGGUUAACCUGUCUUCCCCUCCACUACUGGAUGACCCCUUGUUGAAUGCCAUUGGAAGAAAAUACAACAAGACAGCAGCUCAGGUGGCCCUUCGCUUCAACAUCCAGCGAGGGGUGGUGGUCAUUCCAAAAAGCUUCAACUCAGAGCGCAUUAAAGAAAACUUCCAGAUCUUUGACUUUUCCCUCACUGAUAAAGAAAUGCAAGAAAUUGCGGCUUUGAAUAAAGAUAUCCGCUAUGUGACCCUGAGCAUGUGGAAAGACCAUCCUGAGUACCCAUUCAAUGAGGAAUACUGAAAAUAAGGUGGACCCAAACAUGGAUUUUCAAUCUUAGUGGUCAUGACUUGUUUAUUAUCUUUUAAUUUUGUAUCUGAUAGUAGUAAAUUGUUGCUCUUUCUGCACUUAUGUAUCCUUCCCCAAACCUCAGUCAUAUGAUCCAUAAUGUAUAUCAAAAUUAAGGCCUUUCAGAAAGGCAUUGCUCAUACUGUGUUCAAAUACAGCUAAAAUUUAAAGGUCAUGAUGUAGAUUUUGCUAGUGGAGGGUCCAAUGUUGGAAACAGGAUUUUAAAAGUAGAAAAUCUUUCACUUUCAUGGCACAAACUUGUCAGGUGUUGUUUGGGACUGACUCAUGGUGACCCCAUGAAUGAAAGCCGUCCGAAAUGCCUGUCCAGGCUGUGGCUUCCGUUAUGGAGCCCACUGAUCCCAUAUUUGGUCUUCCCUUUCUUUGGCCUUUGACUUUCCCUAGCAUGACUGUCUUUUCCCGGGAGUCAUUUCUGAUAAACUUUAAAGGUUUCUGGCUAAACUUUUGUUAAACCACAAGUACUGGAUGCAAACAUUGAUCGGGGAUGGCAGUCAUUUUAAGGAAACCUGAUUAAUGAAAUCAACAACAACAAGAAGACAGUUGUCUUCUAGAUCAGAAUGUUACCUGAUCUCAGGUGAUCUUAGGUUUCCAUGGCACCCCUGUUCUUCCUAUGCUGCUUGUACAGCCUGGCCUCCCAGGUAAACAUGGAAACCAUCUGAUUUCAAAUGUGCUAAUCAAUGCUUGUGGCAGGAAUUUCAACCCAAUAAGCUGUUAACACUACCUGGUCAUCAGAGGUGUAAAAGAAAACUCCACUUUGCUCUCAGGGUCAAUUGCCCCUUUGCUUGUGAUCAAACUUAUUCUUGAGAAUAAAAAUACAGUUUUUCUUUUC
Messenger RNA from Varanus komodoensis (Komodo dragon), 2048 nucleotides. It is a transcript of the gene AKR1D1, whose product is annotated as aldo-keto reductase family 1 member D1. Bases 170 to 1156 code for a protein of 328 amino acids. The transcript is spliced from 9 exons. Lineage: Eukaryota; Metazoa; Chordata; Lepidosauria; Squamata; Varanidae. Gene Ontology annotation, cellular component: cytosol. Gene Ontology annotation, biological process: bile acid biosynthetic process. Gene Ontology annotation, molecular function: Delta4-3-oxosteroid 5beta-reductase activity; aldose reductase (NADPH) activity; ketosteroid monooxygenase activity. The record is from RefSeq and is a predicted model, not a curated record.